This is a messenger RNA of Cylindrotheca closterium, 1275 nucleotides long. Lineage: Eukaryota; Bacillariophyta; Bacillariophyceae; Bacillariales; Bacillariaceae. The record is from the annotation of a GenBank genome assembly.
AUGAUAGUCCAAACGACACUGGCCUGUGUGCUUCUAUCCACUAGGGUUGCCCUUGCUUCCAAUGUGUAUCCGGUGACUGAUACAAAUCAACGAUACUGCUACGACAGCUACCACGCGAGUAGCACCAGUUCGAAUGAAGAAGAUCCAGACUCAGAUACCCAAGAGCGAGCUCAUCGGCGGGCCCAAGAGCUAGCUCUCACUAAUACUCGUAAUCUGGACGGUUUCUCUUGUCCUGGAAGCGGUCAAGAUGCAUCGUAUAGCGGACUGAAACAAUUAUUUCAGAACAAUGACGAUGGAACGAUCUCUGAUCUGAACACUGGGCUCAUGUGGACGCAACACGUUUACAGUGAGGGUCUCACGUAUUCUCAAGUCGAGUCUGAACUCUCUAUCUUUCAACUUGGUGGUCAUUCCGACUGGAGGGUCCCAACCAUAAAGGAGCUGUACACCUUGAGCGAGUUCAAUGGAGAAAAGGGAAAUAGCCGAGAAACGAACAUUCCCUACAUCGAUAAUACAGUCUUCAACGUCAAGUAUGGCAAUAUGCACUACAUGGAUGGACAGGUAUGGUCAUCUACCCAGUACACUGGUGCCAUCCUUCAUAACCCAAAUUCAGAUUGCAACUUUGGUUUCAACUCCAUCGAUGGACGAAUCGAAUGUAAUGAACGAAGUUCCACCAGACUCAAUGCUCGGUUUGUCCGGGGCCAUACCAAUAUCGGCAGGAACGCAUUUUCUACAAGUGGAAAUAGCACUGACAUAAUUGUGGAUACUGCUACUGGAUUGGAAUGGGCACGUUCCGACAGUGGCGUUGCUCUGGAUUGGGACGAGGCGUUGGAUUAUUGCAAUGACCUCGAGUUGGGAGGACUUACCGAUUGGAAGCUACCAGAUGCCCAUGAGUUGCAAUCGAUUGUGGACUACAGUCGAAGCCCCGAUGCCACUGACUCACCAGCGAUCGACUCGCUAUUCUACUCGACCCAAAUCGAAAACGAAGCAGGUCAAGCGGACUGGGGAUGGUACUGGACCAGUACCACACACUUGGACGGCAUCCCACUGGGGUCCAAUGCAGUUUAUAUUGCCUUUGGGCGGGCAAUGGGGCAUCUUGAAACCCAUGAUGGUACAGCAGUUGGCGCUGUUGACUUGCAUGGAGCUGGAGCUCAGAGGUCGGAUCGUAAGGUGGGAGCAACGUCUCCCAAAGACAUUGGACCGCCAGGAGACUGCCAUCGAGUAUACAAUUAUGCCCGAUGUGUGCGUGGAUCGUCUAGUCCCUCGGCAAUUGCAUGA